Molecule: messenger RNA, 4924 nt
Organism: Chelonus insularis
Lineage: Eukaryota; Metazoa; Arthropoda; Insecta; Hymenoptera; Braconidae
Gene: RhoGAP100F
Product: Rho GTPase activating protein at 100F
Exons: 16
Coding region: 405-4565 (1386 amino acids)
Biological process (GO): signal transduction; cell migration; regulation of Ras protein signal transduction
Cellular component (GO): synaptic membrane
Molecular function (GO): GTPase activator activity; protein binding
Source: RefSeq, a predicted model, not a curated record
GCGUUCGUGGGCGGCAGCAAGUAAUUAAUUCAGGUGAUCAGUUUAACUCGCUACCUUCGGCGAACGCGAAUCGUUGACAAGCUAAGAAGAAGAAUUGUUUUGACUUCUUCCAACUGGCCAAAGUGAGUGCAGGUGCACACUCAGGGACGUAACCCGGAAGCUUUUGUGCAGUUUACUUGGCUUCCUGUGUUUUCUAGAAGUCUAUUGAUUAUCAUCGUGGUUAUUAACACCUUGGUGCUUUAUUUGUGGAUGAAAUAUCGUCCACUAACUUGACAUCGACACAGAUAAAUUCUUGAAAGUGGCUAACAUGAGAGAAAUCAGUGACGAUUGGUCGAUCAGGGACUGAUUGGCCCGUCUCAAAAGAGAUGAUUUUUAGAAGGUAGUGGGUAUGACGGGCCGAACUAAUGCAGUGGCGAAAACACGUGCGCAUCAAGUACGGUGGUCGAGUUGGUGUCGGUCAAGGACAACGAGAGGAAGGCCAGCUGCAGGUGCGCGUGGUGCAGUCGCAGGGAGAAAGGGGUGCUCGGCUGAGCUACGUCUGUCAUCAGCCUCAACGUCGCAAUUCCAGCCCGACAAUAAUGCUUUGUUGUGGCCGCAGAAAAGAGGGUCGAGGGGAAGUUACGGACAUAAGUGCAAGUCCUGGUCGACAGGCGCCUGCCAACCAGUUGCGUCCAAAAGAGCCACCUCCUAUGGUCAUUCAGGGAGACUUCAGGAAGAGAAUUUCACAGGUGAGCGGAAUCAGCACGGAAAUCUUCAAACAAAUCGAGACAGUUGAGAACGACCAUGAUGCUUCGACUGCGGCAGCUCUUGAGGCGGUGGAACGACGCGGGGAAAUGGUGGUGCGAGUCAUCGAACCUCGACAGAUGGGACGACAAGCUGCAGAGACAGCUAAAAAAUUUGUUGCUUCCCAAGAUCCUAAGUACCCCAUUUAUUUUGUGGAGAUAAUAAAGCGACCAGGCCAAACAUUGGGUUUAUAUAUUCGUGAAGGUAAUGGCGUUGAUCGUAAUGAUGGUGUCUUCAUAUCCAGAAUAGCUGUGGAAUCAGCAGUUUACAAUAGUGGAUGUUUAAAGGUGGGCGAUGAGAUUCUAGCAGUUAAUCUUGUGGAUGUGACGCACAUGAGUUUGGAUGACGUAGUGAUAAUUAUGUCCAUUCCAAGGCGGUUAGUUUUAGCUACACGGCAUGGUCCGCAUCAACCAGCAUCUCAAAUUCGCCAAAACGAGCACAAAGCACCGCCAGUGGUGGUGAUCAAACGAGAGUUGAAUGAAGACGAAAGUGACCAUACAACAAGUAAUCAUAUAAGAGAUAACAAUAGACGAAGAGUUGAUGGCAGGGAAAUGCUUUCAUCUCGAUCACGGCUUGGUUUAACUGGCUUAGAGUCAUCUACACAGGAUCUUGGUGCUAGUAAUGGUGAUCUCUAUUACAAUUCCAGACCUGAAAGCCACUGGUCUUAUCAACCACCGCCACCUCCAGUUAUUACACAUCAACCCAAACCCGCAGCUACUCAACAUUUCCAACCGUACGAGAGAGCAUAUCCAAAGACUUUGGAAAGCCUUGCAGAAAAAGUGCAUUCAUUUUAUACAAGUCCAAUGAUGCCUAAUAAUGGCAAUCGCCGAAUGUCAUCCGGUGGAAUGCAAUCUUCAGUAGGAACUCGAUUAUCAGGUCAACCUCAAGGAUAUGGGUAUUCUCAACAUACACCAAGUGGAAGGAUAAUGCCAAGGAGUGGCUCAGAUCAACAUCUACCACGAGUAGACUACACCAGCAUCACAACGCCUGCGCGACAUACACUUUUGAGGUCAAGUCUAAAAUCAGGAUCAGCAGCGUUACGAUACAAUACGAGAUAUGCAACACAAACUGAUAGUACAUCGGCAUCUAACAGAAAUCCUAGUCAAUUUGGAACGCUUACGAGGAGACAUCGGCCUUCUUUGGAUUAUGCAUCAGACACAGAAGCGACUUGUUCUUCAUCACCUAGAUCAGCUUAUUAUUAUUAUAGACAUAAUAUGAGGGAGCAAACACCAAGCAGUGCUGUUUCUCAUCUAGCUACACUUUCGAGAACUCAAAUAGGACAAAGCACAGGUGGUUUAAGGUCUAAUUCACUUCCAAGAAGUAAUAGAACGUUGCCACAACAACCACCUUUAAGACCCGGACUUAGUACAGUCGCUUCGGGACUCAUUGAUCAAGAGGACAGUGAUGGAGCACUUUCAGCACCUGAACUACCCGCGAUUAGGAGAGACAGAGGGAGAAUACCCUCGUCACCGAGUGUAUUUACUUCUGAUGAAUAUCGAGCGUGGUUGAGCCGAACACCAAGCACAAGCGCGUUAUAUGAACAGAUAAGAGCCACGACCACUAGACCACCACGAUAUACUUACAGUGCUGAAAAUAUUCAUGCGGCUGUUAAUCAGAAAGGGGAUUAUGGAAGUUAUGGGUCAUAUAGGCCACUUCCUAGUACGCUUGAUAGACUGUCUACAAGAUCAGCAUCUGCGCAACAAGUCAACUUGGCAAAUUUGAGAGCUUCCACGGCAAUUAGUUCAACAUCUCAUCGACCAGGACCAGGUCAAAGACCAGCUUCAGUAGCUUCCAGUGCAAGAUCAGUUUUAAGCGGUCAAAAGCCUUCUUUAAAUACGACUGCUAGUCAACGAGCUAGCUCUGUAAGACGAAUAAGAAAUUUUUUGGAGCUUGAACAAACGAGAAAUAUUCCUACGCCUACACCAACAAGAACUCAGGAUCAAAGACUGUUAGAUAUUAAUCCUGCGGAGUUUCUAAAAUAUAAAAUAGAAAAGCCUCCAACAGUUGGUACGCCCAGUUCAACAAGUUCUCUAUUGAGUUCUCUUGGGGAGACUGCCGGUAGUGAUUUUGCAAGCGGUGUCAGUGGGCUUUUAUGGGUUCAUCUUUUAGCAGGCCGUGGUCUUCGAUCGACAACUUCUUCCUCAGCAGCAACAACACCUUCAACUCCAUCGGGGCAACCUAAUUUGAAUACAUGUGGCUUAAGAGAUCUCUACUGCGUACUUGAGUGUGAUAGGGUACAUAAAGCACGUACUGUCGUACGCACGGGUGAUCUUAUGUUCGAUUGGGAUGAGACUUUUGAACUUGAUUUAGUUGGAAACAGACAACUUGAUCUAUUAGUGUACUCUUGGGAUCCACAACACAGGCAUAAAUUGUGUUAUAAAGGAUCAGUGCACCUUGCAACAUUACUCAAAGAAUCUCCAAUUCAUCAAUUAGCUUUGAAAGUCGAACCAAGAGGAACUAUUUACUUGAGACUCCGGUAUACGGAUGCUUAUCAAACGUUCAAAAGACGGGGACUUCCUGUCAUAUCUUUAGCCACUAGACUCGCACCGCUUUUCGGUGUUGAUUUAGAAACUGUGGUAAGUCGAGAGAGCAAGACUGGCGGAGUACCUGGCGGAGUUUCGACAGCUUUAGCAAUGAGUACUACUGCUAAUAUUCCAAUAAUUGUAUGGCGUUGUGUUGAAGAAGUUGAACGACGGGGUCUUGAUAUUAUUGGAUUAUAUAGACUCUGCGGGUCCGCAACAAAGAAGAGGAUACUCAGAGAAGCCUUUGAGCGUAACGCUAGAUCAGUUGAUUUGACUCCUGAUAAUGUACCGGAUAUUAAUGUUAUUACCGGAGUGCUCAAAGAUUAUCUGAGGGAGUUACCAGAACCACUUUUCACCAAGUGCCUCUACCAGAUGAUGGUUGAUGCAUUGGCAGUAUGUCUACCGGAUGAUCCACAAGGCAAUGCAAAAUUAAUGUUUAGUAUUCUUGACUGUUUGCCUGCCGUAAAUAAGUGUACAUUAAUUUAUUUAUUGGAUCAUUUGGCAUUAGUAUUACAACAAUGUAACAAAAUGUCACCAGCAAGUUUGGCAAUAUGUUUUGGACCUGUACUGAUGCUUCAUUCCGAUACCGACUCGAAUUUGGAUUUCCAACAACCUAUUGCAGUAUUAAAAUAUCUCUUGGAAAUCUGGCCAGUCAAGUCAGUUCGGAAGAUUUCUUCAGUCGGUUCAACACUUCCUCGAGUUACGCCACCAGUAGGGCUCACCAACAGUACCAGCAGCAGCAACAUCAUCAGCAAUCAUCAGCCAUUACAGCAUCAACAGCAUCAAUUGCCACAGCAGCAACAUUAUCAGCAGCUACAUCAGGGAACAUUAGCGCGAACCGGGCUGCCUUGGCAGCUUCCACCCUCACUUCAUCAUCCGCCACUCAUUACAACACCAGGGGCGUACGCCCCAUCCACUCGUCCUCCAUUACCGGUCAAACCGCGUCAGGUGAUAGUAUCGUCUCCCGGUUCACCUAGCAGCGAGGAGUCAGCUUCUCCAGAGCCAAUUAAUAAAGACAAUCGUAAUGGACUUGGAUUGACGAAUGGUGCAGUGAAGCUGAUAACUACAACGUCAUCAAUAGUCACUACAUCGUCAACAACAUUAUUGAAUUCAAAUCCAACUGAACAAGUUACUCCAACAAGUAGUGUUGAUACGGAAGAAGGAAAUCCUCCGCAUCUGGAAGAACGUGAACGAGGUGUAGAAGCUGAUGUUGAAGCAAGUGAUGACGAUCUCAUUUCUAAACGCAAUAAUAAAUCAUAAAAAGCAUUGAUUCAAGUACAGGUGAGGAUCCGAACGACAAAAAUUAGGAUGUAAGAUGAAAAACUACGGAAACAAUAAAUAAUCAGCGAGGUUGCAUUAUAAAUCAGUUGAUAUAAGCUCGUUUAGUCUUGAUCAGAAGCAUUAAUGAGCCAAAUUUCCGAUAAAACCGUAUUUCACAACGGAUAUUUAAGUAUCAUAUUACCAGUAAUUACAUUUCAUAUUGUAACGAUAUUAAUAAUUCAUAAACAUAAAGUGGAUUGAACCAUAUUACAUUUUCCAUUUCUCGUCUACGUAAUUUUUAUUGAGAAAAAAAACGUAUUAAAAAAAUACCUCCUAUUAAAAACAUUAGAUGCUUUGCA